Messenger RNA from Fusarium venenatum, 1788 nucleotides. Its product is annotated as regulator of chromosome condensation 1/beta-lactamase-inhibitor protein II. The record is from RefSeq and is a predicted model, not a curated record. Gene Ontology annotation, cellular component: cytoplasm. NCBI's taxonomy places the organism in Eukaryota, Fungi, Ascomycota, Sordariomycetes, Hypocreales, Nectriaceae. Gene Ontology annotation, molecular function: guanyl-nucleotide exchange factor activity.
AUGGCACCAAGAACCGCUGUCGCCAGAACGGCUGCGACUAAGAAGUCGACUACUACCACAGCCGCUGCUGCAAAGAAGGAUGCGAAGCCUACGAAAGCUGCCGCCAAGAAGGCCGAGCCUGCUACGAAUGGCGCCUCCAAGAAGCGCACUCGCGCAGAAGAGUCUGAGGUAGAGCAAGACGAAGAGGAGGAAGUCACCCGCAAGACCAAGAAGACAAAGACCACAGAGCGCGUCGUCAAGCCUGCCGCCAAACCCUCAGCAAAGGCAAAGACCGCCAAACCCGCUGCAUCCAAGGCCAAGGCCACAGCCAAGGCCAAGGCCGAGUCCGAAGAGCCUGAGGAGAAGAAGCCUGCCGCCAAAAAGGCUGCUCGUCCUGCUGCCGUCAAGAAGGCCGAGCCCAAGAAGAAGUCCCUGUUUCCCGGCAUUGGAAAGAAGAUCAACGAUGCUCCUACCAAGAUUCUCGAUGUUUACGUGUUUGGUGAGGGAUCAUCAGGUGAGCUUGGUCUCGGAAGCAAGCGCGUCAACAACAAGAAGCCCAUCGAUGUCAAGCGUCCCCGACUCAAUGACAACCUCGCCGCUGCCACUACAGGUGUUGUUCAGAUCUCUUGCGGUGGUAUGCACGCUGUCGCGUUGACACACGAUAACAAGAUCCUGACAUGGGGUGUCAACGAUCAGGGCGCUCUCGGACGAGACACAAACUGGGAUGGUGGCCUUCGCGAUAUGGACAACGCCGAAGACUCCGAUUCAGAAGACGAGGAUGAUACUGGAAUCAACCCCAAGGAGAGCACACCGACCGCCGUUUCUGACGAGUUCUUCGCCCCUGACACCAAGUUUGUUCAGGUCGUUGCUAGCGACAGCGCCAGCUUCACUCUCACAGAAGACGGCCGAGUCUACGGCUGGGGAACCUUCCGAUCCAGCGAUGGUAUUCUCGGCUUCUCAGAGACAGUUAAGGUCCAGAACACACCCCUUCUCAUCAAGGACCUCAAGAACAUCAAGGCCCUUUCCGCAGGCUCCAACCACAUUCUUGCUCUCGACCACAAGGGCAACGUUGUCGCUUGGGGCUGUGGUCAGCAGAACCAGCUCGGUCGACGUAUUAUCGAGCGCAACAAGAUGUCCUCUCUUAUCCCCCAGGGUGUCGGUCUACCUCGCGGAAAGAUUGCCAAGAUUGCCUGUGGUUCAUACCACAGCUUUGCCAUUGACAAGGAGGGUGUCGUUUACGGUUGGGGUCUCAACAACUUUGGCGAGAUCGGUGUUGAGUCAAAUGCUGGCGAGGAUGACGCUGUUAUUCUCCGACCUGCCAAGCUCACAUACCUCGACGACUACAACAUCACAGAGAUUGAUGGUGGCGAGCACCACUCCCUUGCUUGCUCUGACAAGGGUGAUCUCUUGACCUGGGGUCGUGUGGAUGGUUACCAAGUUGGCUUCGAGUUUGACAAGCUGUCUGAGGACAACGCUAUCUACGACGAGCGAGGCAAUGCCCGUAUCCUGUUCAAGCCUACUGUCCAGCCCGACGUCAAGGACAUCGUCUCCGUCGCUGCCGGUACCGAUAACAACUUCGCCAUCGCCUCCGACGGCAAGGUCUACUCCUGGGGCUUCUCCAGCAACUAUCAAACCGGCCAAGGCACGAUCGACGACAUCCACACUCCUACCCUGGUUGACAACACCGCUAUCCGCGACAAGAAGAUCAUUGGUGCAGGAGCUGGUGGUCAAUACUCCGUCCUCAUCGGCGAGGCUGAAGAUGUCCCCAAAACAAACGGUGCCACAAACGGUACUGAUGACAAGGCUUAA